Ictidomys tridecemlineatus (thirteen-lined ground squirrel) is the source of this 2534-nucleotide messenger RNA. RefSeq names its product tudor and KH domain containing (gene Tdrkh). Gene Ontology annotation, cellular component: P granule. Gene Ontology annotation, biological process: piRNA processing; P granule organization; spermatogenesis. The record is from RefSeq and is a predicted model, not a curated record. Gene Ontology annotation, molecular function: RNA binding. Lineage: Eukaryota; Metazoa; Chordata; Mammalia; Rodentia; Sciuridae.
GGCGGGCUGCGGGGGUGGGAAGUCGUGACUGAAGCCCCGCCAGCCGGGCUCUAGCCGCGGUGCGUGUGGGAGGAGGCGGUGGCCAGGGUGAGGCGCGAGGCUGAGCGCUCGAGAGCCGACUUGGAGGAGCGGAUGUAAGUCAGAGUAUAGCAGAAAAUGUCCACUGAACGGACUUCUUGGACAAGCAUGUCCACUAUUCAGAAAAUAGCCCUGGGCCUUGGGAUUCCAGCCAGUGCAACAGUUGCCUAUAUCCUAUACCGCAGAUACAGGGAAAGCAGAGAAGAGCGGCUGACAUUUGUUGGGGAGGACGACAUCGAGAUAGAGAUGCGAGUUCCCCAAGAGGCUGUGAAGCUCAUCAUUGGUCGGCAAGGAGCCAAUAUUAAACAGCUGCGGAAACAGACAGGUGCACGGAUUGAUGUGGACACAGAGGAUGUAGGCGAUGAGCGAGUGCUGCUUAUCAGUGGUUUUCCUGUUCAGGUGUGCAAGGCCAAAGCAGCAAUCCACCAGAUCCUGACAGAGAAUACCCCAGUGUCUGAACAGCUCUCAGUCCCCCAGAGAUCUGUGGGCAGAAUCAUAGGGAGAGGCGGCGAGACAAUUCGUUCUAUCUGUAAGGCUUCUGGAGCCAAAAUUACCUGUGACAAAGAAUCAGAGGGCACAUUACUAUUAUCGAGACUUAUAAAAAUCUCAGGAACACAGAAGGAAGUGGCAGCAGCCAAGCAUUUGAUACUGGAAAAAGUUUCAGAAGAUGAAGAACUUCGGAAGAGAAUUGCCAAUUCUGCAGAAACCAGAGUCCCACGCAAGCAGCCAAUCAGUGUGAGAAGAGAGGAAGUGACAGAGCCAGGUGGAGCUGGAGAACCAACUUUAUGGAAAAACAGCAGUUCUAGCAUGGGGCAAGCUGCACCCCUGGCAGCUUCUCCCUGCAAAGGAAGUGGUGACAUGGCUAUUGUAGGCCCAAAAAAUGGUUCCAAGGAGAAACCUAACGGUGACAGCUUUCAGAAGUCUGGAGACCAGACCAGUCCUGAGAUGUCCAUGUUUGAAAUCCCCAGUCCCGACUUCAGUUUUCAUGCUGAUGAGUACCUGGAAGUCUACGUCUCUGCUUCCGAACAUCCUAACCACUUCUGGAUCCAAAUUAUUGGCUCCCGCAGCCUGCAACUAGAUAAGCUUGUGAGUGAGAUGACCCAGCACUAUGAGAAUAGUCUGCCUGAAGACUUGACUGUGCAUGUAGGAGAUAUUGUAGCAGCACCUUUAUCUACAAAUGGUUCCUGGUAUCGAGCCAGGAUCCUUGGCACCUUGGAGAAUGGGAACUUGGACCUCUACUUUGUUGACUUUGGAGAUAAUGGAGAUUGCCCACUGAAGGACCUCAGGGCUCUCAGGAGUGACUUCCUAAGCCUUCCAUUUCAAGCAAUAGAAUGUAGUCUGGCCCGGAUUGCCCCCUCAGGUGAACAGUGGGAAGAGGAAGCUUUGGAUGAGUUUGACAGACUGACCCACUGUGCUGAUUGGAAACCCCUGGUGGCCAAAAUCUCUAGCUAUGUCCAGACUGGGAUCUCAACUUGGCCAAAGAUCUAUUUAUAUGACACAAGCAAUGGGAAGAAACUUGAUAUUGGGCUAGAAUUAGUUCGUAAAGGAUAUGCAGUUGAGCUUCCUGAAGAUGUGGAAGAAAACAGAGCUGUCCCUGACAUGUUAAAGGAUGGGGCCACAGAAACAGAUGCCUCUCUUGCCAGCAUGCUCACUGAAUCCAAAAAAAGCCCUGGAGAGAUGGCACAUACCCUGUCCUGCCUCAGCUUAUCAGAAGCUGCCUCUAUGUCUGGUGAUGAUAACCUUGAAGAUGACUACUUACUCUGAAGUCUGGGCUUCCAGUGGCUCAGCCAUCUGCUUUGCUGUGAUUUGGCACAUGAUUUGGUGCCUAGAGAGAAGAGUCUAAGAGAUCCAUACAGUCCUUUAUUACACAGUGUGGCUUGCUGUGGACCAGAUCCAUUUUCUCCUUCCAUUGAAUUACCAGAAAUAGUGUGGAGGAGAGGAAGACAUCACCCACCUCACCUCCUUCUCCAUCCCUCCCCUAUCUUUCAGUGUUUGGAUGUUGUGUCCUCUGCCAGUCGUAAUGCACAUCACUGCUAGACUGUGUUCUUUUUCAGCUGGGAAACAGCCAGAGUUUGGUCAUUAGAAAUGAUUCUGCAGACUUAUGACUCGCCUCAAAAGGUGACUGGUUAAGGGAAGUGUUUGAACAGGGAACUCGAAGACUGUAGUUGAAAUCAGGAGGCAAAGGCAAAAAUCAGCCUAAAUGUAUUAAAAAAUCUUCAGGAGGUGGGAAGAGAAUACCACCUCUCAGACUCAAUUGAUGUGUUAUUUCUUUGUGAACUUUAGUUAAAAUACAAGUAGAAAAGGAGAAAUGUGACUCAGGAAAUACUCUAAAUUGCUAGUAUAGUACUUGUAUGUGUAUAUACACACCUUGAGAGAGAACACACAUGUAUAGUUCUGUUUAAAUCAUUUGGAGGAAGUCUUUGCUUAAUAAAGUUCUCAAAAAAAUUAAAUGCUCA